Molecule: messenger RNA, 1845 nt
Organism: Saccharomyces paradoxus
Lineage: Eukaryota; Fungi; Ascomycota; Saccharomycetes; Saccharomycetales; Saccharomycetaceae
Gene: MAL31
Product: maltose permease
Exons: 1
Coding region: 1-1845 (614 amino acids)
Biological process (GO): transmembrane transport; carbohydrate transport
Cellular component (GO): membrane
Molecular function (GO): carbohydrate:proton symporter activity
Source: RefSeq, a predicted model, not a curated record
AUGAAGGGCUUAUCUUCAUUAAUAAACAGAAAAAAUGGCAAAAACGACUCAAACUUAGAUGAGAUCGAGAAUGGCGUGAAUGCUGCCGAAUUCAACUCAAUAGAGAUGGAGGAGCAAGGUAAGAAAAGUGAUUUUGAUCUUUCCCAUCUUGAAUACGGUCCAGGUUCACUAACACCAAACGAUAAUAAAGAAGAAGCUCCAGAUCUUCUCGAUGAAGCUAUGCAGGAUGCCAAGGAGGCAGAUGAAAGUGAGAGAGGGAUGCCACUCAUGACAGCUUUGAAGACAUAUCCUAAAGCAGCUGCUUGGUCACUAUUGGUCUCCACUACCUUGAUUCAAGAAGGUUAUGAUACAGCCAUUCUAGGUUCUUUCUAUGCCCUACCUGUUUUCCAGAAGAAAUAUGGUUCCCUGAAUAGCAGUACAGGAGAAUACGAAAUCUCAGUUUCCUGGCAAAUUGGUUUAUGUUUAUGUUACAUGGCAGGUGAGAUUGUGGGUUUGCAAAUGACUGGGCCUUUUGUAGACCACAUGGGUAAUCGUUACACUUUGAUUAUGGCGUUGUUCUUUUUAGCGGCUUUUAUUUUCAUUCUGUAUUUUUGCAAGAGUUUAGGUAUGAUCGCUGCGGGACAGGCGUUGUGUGGUAUGCCAUGGGGUUGUUUCCAGUGUUUGACCGUUUCUUAUGCUUCUGAAAUCUGUCCUUUGGCCCUAAGAUACUAUUUGACAACUUAUUCUAAUCUUUGCUGGACUUUUGGUCAACUUUUCGCUGCUGGUAUUAUGAAAAACUCCCAAAAUAAGUAUCCAAACAAUGAUCUGGGAUACAGGCUACCUUUUGCUUUGCAGUGGAUCUGGCCUCUUCCUUUGGCAGUAGGUAUCUUUCUCGCCCCUGAAUCCCCAUGGUGGCUGAUCAAAAAAGGGAGAAUUGACGAGGCAAGGAGAUCGCUUGAAAGGACAUUGAGUGGUAAAGGACCCGAGAAAGAAUUGCUGGUAAGUAUGGAGCUGGAUAAAAUCAAAACCACUAUAGAAAAGGAGCAAAAAAUGUCUGAUGAAGGAACUUACUGGGACUGUGUGAAAGACGGUAUUAAUCGGAGAAGAACCAGAAUAGCUUGUUUAUGUUGGAUUGGUCAAACUUCUUGUGGUGCGUCAUUAAUCGGUUAUUCAACUUACUUUUACGAAAAAGCUGGUGUUAGCACUGAUACAGCCUUCACUUUUAGUAUUAUUCAAUAUUGUCUUGGUAUUGCUGCAACGUUUCUAUCCUGGUGGGGUUCAAAAUAUUUUGGUAGGUUUGACCUUUACACCGUUGGGUUGGCCUUUCAGGCCGUUAUGUUCUUCAUUAUCGGCGGUCUGGGAUGUUCAGAUACUCAUGGCGCUAAAAUGGGCAGUGGUGCUCUUCUAAUGGUUGUCGCGUUCUUUUACAACCUGGGUAUUGCUCCUGUGGUUUUUUGCUUAGUUUCUGAAAUACCGUCUUCAAGGCUAAGAACCAAAACAAUUAUUUUGGCCCGUAAUGCUUAUAAUGUGAUAAGUAUUGUAGUUACAGUCUUGAUCAUGUACCAAUUGAACUCAGAAAAAUGGAAUUGGGGUGCCAAGUCAGGUUUUUUCUGGGGAGGAUUCUGUUUGGCUACUUUAGCUUGGGCUGUUGUCGAUCUACCAGAAACUGCUGGUAGAACCUUUAUGGAAAUAAAUGAAUUAUUUAGACUUGGUGUUCCAGCCAGAAAGUUUAAGUCAACUAAAGUAGACCCAUUUGCAGCUGCUAAAGCGGCUGCUGCAGAAAUUACUUUCAAAGAUCCCAAAGAAGAUACGGAAACUUCUAUGGUAGAUGAAGGGCGAAGUACGCCAUCGAUUGUGAAUAAAUGA